GUGGGCGUGGCCUGUUUCGUAACGUCAAGCGUCGGCAAGGCGUGACUAAGCAAUUCCAACCACUUCAGCGAAACAAAUGGAAAUCAUGGCGUCCUGACGGCUUCGGCAGAGUUUUGUUAUCCAGUACUGAAGUAUGCAGAAAUGUGCUAGCCGGUGGGCCCUUACAGCGAGUUUUCUUCCGCUUUUAUGAUAUUAACCACUGUUUUCAUUCGAGCUAUUAGACGUAUUUCAACUCUGUCCAUCAGAAUGAGUGAUCCGGCUGUAAAGAGGGUAGUGAGUGAUAUCAAUCGCUCUCCAGAAGACAAACGGGAGUAUCGAGGACUCGAGUUUACAAAUGGGCUGAAAGCCGUUCUCAUCAGUGACCCCACCACUGACAAAUCAUCAGCCGCACUGGAUGUCCACAUAGGUUCUUUGUCAGAUCCCGAGAACAUUUCAGGACUGGCCCACUUCUGUGAGCACAUGCUGUUUCUGGGAACCGAGAAGUACCCCAAAGAGAACGAGUACAGCCAGUUUUUGAGUGAGCACGCCGGCAGCUCCAAUGCCUUCACCAGUGGAGAGCACACCAAUUACUACUUUGAUGUAUCCCAUGAGCAUCUACAAGGGGCUUUGGACAGAUUUGCCCAGUUCUUUCUCUGUCCACUGUUUGAUGAGAGCUGUAAGGACCGAGAGGUGAACGCAGUGGAUUCAGAACAUGAGAAGAAUCUCAUGAAUGACGCAUGGCGGCUGUUUCAGUUGGAGAAAGCCACUGGGAACCCUAAACAUCCUUUUAGCAAAUUUGGCACUGGCAAUAAGUUAACCCUUGAGACAAGGCCAUCUCAACAGGGCAUUGAUAUCCGUGAGGAGCUGCUCAAGUUUCACUCCACCUACUAUUCCUCCAACCUUAUGGGAUUGUGUGUGCUGGGCAGAGAGUCGCUGGAUGAUUUGACAUCUAUGGUGGUGAAGCUUUUUGGAGAGGUCGAGAACAAGAACGUCCCUGUCCCAGAAUUCCCAUCACACCCUUUCCAGGAAGAACACCUGAGGCAAUUUUAUAAAGUUGUGCCUAUCAAGGACAUUAGAAACUUGUAUGUGACCUUCCCUAUCCCAGACCUGCAGAAGCACUACAAAUCAAAUCCAGGUCAUUAUCUGGGCCAUCUGAUUGGACAUGAGGGUCCAGGGAGUCUUCUGUCUGAGCUCAAAGCUAAAGGAUGGGUAAACACACUAGUCGGAGGCCAGAAAGAAGGAGCAAAAGGAUUCAUGUUCUUCAUUAUUAAUGUGGACUUGACAGAAGAGGGGCUGUUGCAUGUCGAGGAUAUCAUCUUCCACAUGUUCCAGUAUGUUCAGAAGCUGCGGACAGAGGGCCCUCAAGAGUGGGUCUUUCAGGAGUGUAAGGAUUUGAACACUGUGGCUUUCAGAUUUAAGGAUAAGGAACGUCCUCGUGGAUACACGUCUAAAGUGGCUGGACUGCUGCAUUACUAUCCGCUGGAGGAAGUCUUGGCUGCUGAAUACUUGCUGGAGGAGUUCAGGCCAGACUUGAUCGAGAUGGUGCUUGAUAAACUGAGACCAGAGAAUGUCAGGGUCGCUGUUGUCUCUAAAUCGUUUGAAGGGCAGACAGACCGGACUGAGGAGUGGUACGGCACGCAGUACAAACAGGAAGCGAUUACUGAUGAUGCUAUUAAGAAAUGGCAAAAUGCAGACCUCAAUGGAAAGUUCAAACUGCCAAUGAAGAAUGAAUUCAUCCCGACAAACUUUGAGAUUUAUCCUCUAGAAAAGGAUUCCCCAUCUGUCCCAACUUUGAUAAAGGACACAGCAAUGAGCAAAGUUUGGUUCAAACAAGAUGACAAAUUUUUCCUACCCAAGGCUUGUUUAAACUUUGAGUUUUUCAGUCGCUACCUAUAUGCAGACCCGCUGCACUGCAACAUGACUUACCUGUUUCUCAGGUUGUUGAAGGAUGAUUUGAGAGAGUAUACAUAUGCAGCCCGCCUGGCAGGGUUGGUCUAUGGCAUAGCGUCAGGAAUGAAUGCCAUCCUUCUGUCAGUCAAGGGUUAUAAUGACAAACAACACAUCCUGCUGAAGAAGAUCAUCGAGAAAAUGGCCAUGUUUGAGAUCGAUGAGAAGCGCUUUGAUAUCAUUAAGGAAGCGUACACGAGGUCUCUGAAUAAUUUCCGUGCUGAGCAGCCUCACCAGCAUGCCAUGUAUUACCUGCGGCUGCUCAUGACUGAGGUGGCCUGGACCAAAGACGAGCUUCGAGACGCUUUAGAUGAUGUGACGUUACCUCGUCUGAAGGCGUUCAUACCGCAGCUGUUGUCACGGUUACACAUUGAAGCCCUGCUGCAUGGCAACAUCACCAAACAGUCUGCUCUGGGCAUGAUGCAAAUGUUGGAGGACACUCUCAUUGAGCACACUCACACUAAACCCCUCCUGCCGAGUCAGCUCAUUCGCUACAGAGAAGUGCAGGUACCUGACGGUGGUUGGUAUGUUUACCAGCAGAGGAAUGAGGUUCAUAAUAACAGUGGAAUCGAGAUUUACUAUCAGACUGACAUGCAGAACACCCAUGAGAACAUGCUGCUGGAGCUCUUCUGUCAAAUCAUCUCUGAGCCAUGCUUCAACACGCUACGCACCAAAGAACAGCUGGGUUACAUUGUGUUCAGCGGCCCCCGCAGGGCCAAUGGAGUGCAGGGACUGCGUUUCAUCAUCCAGUCUGAAAAAGCUCCUCACUACCUGGAGUCUCGGGUGGAGGCCUUCCUCAAGACGAUGGAGAAGAGUGUGGAGGAGAUGGGAGAGGAAGCGUUUCAGAAACACAUCCAGGCACUGGCUAUUCGCCGUCUUGACAAACCCAAGAAGCUGGCGGCCGAAUGCGCCAAGUACUGGGGAGAAAUCUUCUCCCAACAGUACAACUUCGACAGGGAUAAUAUUGAAGUGGCUUACCUGAAGACACUGACAAAGGAACAUAUUAUGCAGUUUUACAGGGACUUGUUGGCCAUUGAUGCCCCUAGAAGACACAAAGUGUCUGUGCAUGUGCUGUCUAGAGAGAUGGACUCCUGUCCACUGGUUGGAGAGUUUCCUGCUCAAAAUGAUGUCAAUCUGGCUCCUGCCCCUUCACUUCCUCAGCCAUCAUUGGUUCUGGAUAUGACUGAAUUCAAAAGGAGUCUGCCGCUGUUCCCUCUCGCCAAACCUCACAUCAAUUUCAUGGCUGCCAAACUGUGAUCAGCAUCAUGGGAUUGUCAGAGACGCCCAAAUAUGGAGCCAGUAACACCGUUGUCUGUGUGUGUGUGCGCGUUUGUGUGUGUGUGUAAGCAGGCAAGGCCACGAUGGAGCCGCUUGCAACAUUUUUAGUUGUGCUCUGCGUCAGACACGCACACCUGAUAUCUCUUAUAUACAUAGAAAACAUACAAUGUUUGUUUCACGUUGCUUCUGACAGGAAAUUUGUAUCCCUAUAUAAUAUAGGAAUCACUCGCUGGCAACGACGACACACUCAAUGUUCGGUUUAAUUUCAAAAUGCUGUUUCAUUUCAUUUACACCACUGUUAAGCAAAAACACGAGAAACCGUUUGGAGAGGCUGUUGUGUAAUUAAUCAAGACAAGUCUCUCUUGAAAUGAAAUAACUGACCUUAAGAUGGUUUUAAUCAGUGAUCAGGUUUUCUGGCACUUUUUUAAAAGUUUAAUUUAAUCUAUUUGCUUUGAGUUGUUUUUAGUUUCUGUGCAUGUUUGGCAGAGUUUUAUCUUUAAGGAUAGUGUUGCAAAUGCAAGGUGGUUAACUUGAUGGACUUUGAUUUUAUUUGCAGUUGACGAAAUAUCAUAAUAAACAAUUUUAAUAUCA
Messenger RNA from Sinocyclocheilus grahami, 3795 nucleotides. RefSeq names its product insulin-degrading enzyme (gene ide). Lineage: Eukaryota; Metazoa; Chordata; Actinopteri; Cypriniformes; Cyprinidae. The record is from RefSeq and is a predicted model, not a curated record. Gene Ontology annotation, molecular function: metal ion binding; metalloendopeptidase activity. The coding region runs from base 187 to 3183 and encodes 998 amino acids. Gene Ontology annotation, biological process: hormone catabolic process; peptide catabolic process; amyloid-beta metabolic process. Gene Ontology annotation, cellular component: peroxisomal matrix; mitochondrion; cytosol. The transcript is spliced from 26 exons.